UGCCGGCCUCGGAACGGACUUCAGGUGUCACGCUAGCAGAGGGCUGCCCGCGGGUGGUCUGGCCCCCCGGCGCGGCGCUCAACCGUCCCCACGUGGCCGUUUCCGCGGAGGCUGGUGCUCGGGGGCUCCCGGGGCUGGGCCGCACGGUGGGAGGAGCGGGUCGUGUCCGCGGAGCGCCGGGGGUCCCGCAGUGUCCGUCUUUUUAACGAGUUGGUUGCUACUAAAAGACUGAAGAGCUUAAUUUUAGAAACCGAGUUUUGUAGCUUCUGUAGAAAAGUCAGAUCUGGCAGCAUUGGACCCAGAAUACCGCGUGUCACCCAUCACCUAGAGCUACCCCCUCAGGCUCCACCAUGUCCGGGCCCCGGACCCCAGAGCCAGCCCUAGAUGGGCAGGGAGCCUCCUCCACGGGCUCACAGGACGAGGACAUGGCUGACGGGAUCCAGCACUCACAUCGCAUGCUCAGCUUCAGCGACGCGCUUCUGUCCAUCAUUGCCACCGUAAUGAUCCUGCCUGUGACCCACACGGAGAUCUCCCCGGAGCAGGAGUUUGACAAGAGUGUCCAGAAACUUCUAGCCACGAGGAUCGCUGUGUACCUGAUGACCUUCCUCAUCGUGACUGUGGCCUGGGCGGCACACACGAGAUUGUUCCAAGUUGUUGGGAAAAUAGACGAUACGCUUGCCCUGCUUAACCUGGCCUGCAUGAUGACCAUCACCUUCCUGCCUUUCACAUUUUCCUUGAUGGUGGCCUUCCCCGAGGUGCCGCUGGGCAUUCUUCUGUUCUGUGUGUGUGUGAUGGCCGUCGGGGCCGUGCAGGCGCUGAUCGUGGUCUACGCCUUCCACUUCCCCCACCUGCUGAGCCCCCAGAUCGAGUGCUCGGCCCACCGGGCCCUCUACCGGCAGCACAUCCUGGGCAUCAUUCUCCGGGGCCCGGCGCUGUGCUUGGCUGCGGCCGGCUUCUCCCUCUUUUUCUACCCAGUGUCGUACCUGCUGAUGGCGACAGUCAUCUUCCUGCCCUACGUCAGCAAGGCCGCCGGCUGGUGCAGAGCCAGGCUUGUGGGCCCCAGGGAGCCCCCGGCUCGCAGCCUGGAGAUCUUCACCUUCGACCUGCACGAGCCGCUCAGCAAGGAGCGGGUGGAGGCCUUCAGCGACGGGGUCUACGCCAUUGUGGCCACGCUGCUCAUCCUGGACAUCUGUGAGGACAACGUCCCGGACUCCAAGGACGUGAAGGAGAAGUUCCACGGCAGCCUAGUGGCGGCGCUGGGUGCGUCCGGGCCGCACUUCCUGGCCUACUUCGGCUCCUUCGCCACGCAUCUUCCAGUUCGCCAUCUGGACCACGGCGCUGCUGCAGGAGGGGGAGACGCUGCAGCCCUCGGCGCGGUUCGGGGGCCGGGAGCACGCGUUCAUGUUCGCCAAGCUCGCGCUGUACCCCUGCGCCAGCCUGCUGGCCUUCGCCUGCACCUGUGUGCUGAGCAGGUUCAGCACGGCCAUCCUCCACGCCAUGCAGAUCGCCGUGCCCUUCGCCUUCCUCGUGUUGCGGCUGCUGGUGCGCCUGCUGCUGGCCGGCCUGCGGGGCCUGCGGGGCCUGCGGGGCCUGCGGGGUCUGGCCCGGCCAGCGCCAGGGGCCGUGGACGACGCACAGUCCCCGCUCCUCCCUGCUCCCUGCUAGCGCGGCCCCGGCCCCCGCCUGAGGUCCAAGUGUCCGGCGGGUGGCCCGGCCUCGGGUUUUGUCUUCCUUGUGAAGUUUCAUGCUCUACUUCAGCCCCUCAGAUUGUCUUCCACUGUUGCAGAGAAGAGUCUCGCAGGAGCGUCACUGUGUCCCACGUGCCUGUUGUCUGCCUCGACCAAGUGGAGAUGAGCCGCGGGGGGCCGCAGGCGGCGGGUGGUUCCGUGGCAGCUGGGGCCGCAGCCCCGUGGUGGGUGUGGCUGUGCGACGUGGCCCCGGGUCCUCAACAGGCAGCACGUCCUGCAACAGCCCACGUCCCGCGGGCAGAAGGCCCUGGCAGCUGCUGGGCUGCCCAACCGGCCCCCACAUCCCAGCCCUCCUCCCCCAACACACUGGCCUCAGGCACAGACGCAGGAGACGGCAGCAGGACAGGAUGCCCAGACUAUAUUUGUCCCAGAUAUAAAUUACGGUCACCUUCAGGUGAUAAGUUACACAUGAGGGAGGGGGUGCAGAGCCCACACAGCCCCUCCGGGCACGCACACUCGCUUAUGCACAGAGGACACGUUCACCUGAACCACAAUUUACAAGACAGUUCCUAUCGACCAACGGGGCCCGCAAAGCAAAAGCUAAUGCCGCCCCCGGGGACGCAAACCUGGGGGACACACACCGGCUACUAGAGGCACAUGGCGAGGACGGGCCGCCACCCACGGCUGUUCCGAUGCACGUGUCUGGGCAGUUUUGGCACAAGCUUGGCGGGUACAGGGCUGGGCGGGGCCGUGUCCGAGGUUGAGGCCGAAUGUCAGGGCAAGGCCACCACCCAGGGUGCGAGGGCCCAGCGGCAAGACAGCGCCAAAGGCAAAGAGACCAGACAAUCAGGAGAGGGGCUUGUGGACCCUUCUCUGGGGCUUUGGGGGCUCCCAGGCAGCUGGGGUCGGGCUCUUCUGGGGGCCAAGUCGGGACUCUGGGCCGGCUAAACUCGGGGGCUCUGUGAGUGGCCCGCCAGACAGCCACGUCUGCAUCCUGCGUCGCCAAGUCUCCACGUGGAGAAGCACGGAGACCAUACGAGUCCCGUCUGCCCAGCAGCGGACACGGCACCCGUGUGCUGACUGUCGGCAAGUGGGAGGCCGAGUGCCGCAAUGAUCAUGUGCCGCGUCGACCUUGCUGAUUAAAGCCGCUCCUGCUGCACG
Eubalaena glacialis (North Atlantic right whale) is the source of this 2849-nucleotide messenger RNA. RefSeq names its product transmembrane protein 175 (gene TMEM175). The transcript has 12 exons. Gene Ontology annotation, cellular component: lysosome; endosome. NCBI's taxonomy places the organism in Eukaryota, Metazoa, Chordata, Mammalia, Artiodactyla, Balaenidae. The record is from RefSeq and is a predicted model, not a curated record. Gene Ontology annotation, molecular function: proton channel activity; potassium ion leak channel activity. Bases 351 to 2339 code for a protein of 662 amino acids.